AUGCCCCCGACCAAAGCAGCACUAGAGGAACAUUUCAAAAUAGCGGCCUACCAAGGUGGCCAUGUAUGGGGUCAGGUUUUGCUACCGGCGUCAGAGUUACCAUCACCUACCGAGUGGGGCUGGACAAAGAAUGACAAGGGGAAGUAUGAACCGCACUGGACAAGUCUACCCGAAGCCGCCCUGAUUUGUGACGAGUUAGUGUCAUGCAAGUGUAAGAAGGACUGUGUGAAAUGCUGCAAGUGCAAAAAGGCGGCGCUUGAAUUGGGCCAGCGCAGCCAAGAUGCGUAUCAUUUUAGUGAUCUUGUCACUAUUAGUGGCGGGGAGCGCGAGAUUCAUAAAUUUCGAGCCCGGAUCGGAUACACGAACGUUGCCGAAACGCCCGAUGGACAAGAAGUCUUCAUUCGGAUAUACACAUUGCUGAUUGGUCCACAUGACCAAAUGAAUGCACCAAAUGCAGAAUGGGAUUUAUCCAGAUGGUUUUCCUUCUGGAUCAGCCCACACGGUGAGAUUCAGCAUGUGUACCAUCCUCCAGGAGAAGAGGCAGAGAUCCUGGCCAUCAAGAAAGGGAUGGCGGCUCUGUUUGCAUCACGCCUACACCAUGAUAAGAGUUGGAUGAAAGAGACCGAAGAUGGUUGGCAGUAUCAUGUACAAGAAGUGGGUCAUGAAGGACUUCACAAUUCUACAUACACUGUCAAGUCGCAUGCUCAAGGGAAAGUGUUCACCAAGGUUCGACAUGGUCAUCCAGUUAAGCAUGCUGAAGGAGAUUACACCAAGACUCUACACUUUGACAAUGAGCUGGGUAACAUACACACGGUGCAUAUCAACGAGUCAUUCCGGACAAUGCAUAAGACAGACUCAGAUUUUAACCCAUAUCAUAAUACAAGGCCAAUGCACCCAGAAAAUCAUUUUUCAAAUAUUGAUAUUCCUGAAAUGUCGGCAUGGGCAAAUGGAAACUUGGUUUUCAUGACAAGAUUUAAAACUGACGAGAUUCCAAAACGACCUGAAGCAGAGCUCCAGCGAUCAUCCAUUGAAUUAGGACAGGUCAAUCUUAAGAGGCAUUGCAAGCCAAACACGAAAGAUGUUCUAAACUACAUCUCAGGAAAUCUGACCUGCAUGAGAAAUGAACCAAGAGAAGGUUCAUCACAGAUGUCGACGUGUUUUCAUAAUAUCGUUGCUAAUCUCCGAGAUCUGUCUGAUAAGUCAGUUACCAAGUUAGCAGACCACUUCAUCAGAUACAGCAUCCGAGUUCGAAGUUCCAUUGUGGACAGGAAUCACAUGACCGAUGCCAUUGCAUUCCUCGACAACGACCUGUCACAGAAGAUUCUACUGGAUCGAGUUCUCGGUCAUCCUCACCCGGAUCCUUUCCUCUACCAGCGAUACCUUGUACACAUUGUAGCCAAAGAUACACCUCCACUGACGGAGGUGAUAUCAAAACUGGAAGACUUGGUUUUCAACCCAGAUGGAUUUCCCCACGAGCUCCAUGACGGCGUUUCGUACCACAGCACUAUUCUGACACUUGGUGCUGUGGGGGGACAGCUUCGGGCCAGCGGAAUGGAAGACCAAGCUCUCCGGAUUGUCAACAAGUUACACACAUGGCUCGGAUUUCAUGAUCCAUGGCAGUUCCGCAAGAAAAGAUCCACCAUGAAUGAAGACGAAGUAAGGGAUGCAGACCAAUGGAAAGUAAUCUUACUUGAGGCUGUGGGCAAUGCAGGCCUCGACCAAUCAUUUGUCUACAUUGAGUCACAUGUGAAUUCAACCAACUCUAAUUGGGUGAAACGUGCUGGUAUUCAUGCAAUGAGACAGUAUCACCAUCAAAGAGCUCUGAAUGUGAUUCUGAAAACAGCUCUGUAUGAUGUGGAUGAGAAAGUGCGGUUUGCGGCCAUGCUUCAGUACAAGGCACACCCGUUGGCGUCCAUGAUAGCACCCCUUCAGACACACAGCGGAUCAGAAAAUGGUUCUGUAUUUUAUGCUGACUCAGAAGAUGUUGGUGUAUAUGACCUCGCAGUCCACAACCGUCACAGACGCAGCUUUCUGGAUGUGCUGAAUUUUGAACUCCGCUCGCCAAGUGUCAAUUGGGCAAAAGUUCUUGGAAGUAAAGAUCUUGGAGCAUCUUUAGAAGUGCUUGUUAACAACUUUUUGAAGCUGGAUAUUCAACCAUUAAGUGGAGAAGUGAUUUUGAACAUUCAUGACGAAGCCCGUGCCAUUAUUCAUCUGGGUUUUGUUAACACCAACAUCGACUUCUUUAUUGCACGGCUCUGCUUCAAGGGGCAUGCUGCAUACAACCUCAACAUUCUACAGGAGUUUGGUGUAGAUAACUUACAGAAAUUGGCUAAAAUGUAUGAUGACAUAAAAGGAAAUGCUGUCGAUGCUGUCAAAACUGCAAUCGAAACAUUCGAUUCCCUGUUGAAUGAAGACAACCCCAUUGGUGACAUAUUUGCUGCAUUUAUUGAUGCUUUAGAAGACAUGCCAAAAAAGAUUCUAACUGUUGCAACGAAGACUCUGGAGGCGACUCGAGUGAUGGGAGAAAUGGAUAAGGAACUGCUUCCUCCAUUCAUGAUACCGACCUUCAACCUCGUCAAUAAAGUCUCCAAUCUCAUCAAUGACGUCCGCAUGGACUUACUUCGCUUCUACAACACGGUGAAGGAUGCUAUUAUCAUCCUACCAAAUUCAGCAAUUCAGAUCGUUGAAUCAAUCGACAAAAUUAUUCAUGGUUUUGACAACUUCAAUGACAACCCAAUGGGCGCCAUCGGUUCAUUGGCGGGAAAUGUUAUACAAGUUGGUGUCUCUGUGAAAGACAUGGUUGAUGCCAUCAACAAGACAAAAAAUGCCUGUUUCUUUCUGAAAGGUGAUAGACCCUAUUGGUGGGACCUGAAAGGUGAAAUAUCUAUAAUCAAGACCAUGUCCAUUAAGGCUGUGAACUCUAUAAAUAAUGGUGCACCUAAAUGGUUGGAGAGUGCUAAAAAAUCUGCAAAGGAUGGAACCGAUGUGAUUGCCAAAGUCACCAGAGGAAUGUACACCACAGCUGACAUGUAUCAGUCCGUGAUGAACACUGGCAAGCGGGUCAUGACAGACAUCUUGGAACCAUUUGAUGACCUCAAGGAUCUUGGAGGUCCGUUUCUGAAGUCGUAUGAGAAGAUAUCAAAGUUGAUAACUACAAUGAAAAAAGCAUACAAUGAUUUAAAGGAAGGGUACCGCACAGCAAGAUCUCUCGUUGACCAGGUGUUUGGACCGAAGUGUCACAAGGAGUUUCCUCGCAAGGUGCGACUUGCAGGGAAUGGAUGUAAAGGAGUGGGAGGCUUUGUGGCAAAACUUGACAAACCUGGAACACCGGAGUACGACAGUGAAGGAAUGGACCUUGUCAUUAGUGCUGGUAACAAGGUGGUUGCUCCAUUUGGUGGAAAGCUGUACCGAUCGCCUAACAAGAAUGAACUGAUCAUCGAGCCGACUGGGGGGUCAUUGAAGAAGACAAAGAUCAUCAUCUCUAAUGUCAUCCCCAACAAAACCGUGUCGGACUCCAAGCAAAUUCCAGAUAUCGUUGGGGCUGGUGAGCAGAUUGGUGUGGCAGCCAUGACACCUUGCCUCAAUCAUAUUCAUUUUGCGCUAAAACGUGGAACUGGCUUCGUCGACCCAAAGAAUUACCUCAGAGUUCGACUGCCCGAGAUGCCAAAAUGGGUCCAGGAAUGUGACGAUUAUAAACUCGUCUUCAAGGGUAAGACUAUACGGGAAGGAUCUCUGAUUGGGAAGAAGGGCAAGAAGGAGAACGACACGAGCCCUGAGAGGACUGGGAACACCGUCGCAAACCCACCAAGCAUUCCAGAAGACAAAAAACCUGCAGCGAAGCUUAAUGCUGCAAGCGAUAGUCCAGACUCCAUGUAUCAGAAACAGAAGGAGAAAAAGGAAGAAAUCGCAGCCAAGUCUGAGACAACUAAAGACAAGGCUCUAGCUACUCUAUUUAAGAACCCACUGGGUUUCAUAAAGAGAUUCAAACCAAGCGAUAUAAAGAUUGGAAGUCUGGUCGGCAUGUUACACACCAUGAAUCUGGUAGAAAGCAGUGAGAAACUAGCUAAUGUCAUCAAAAUUCUUAAAGAAAUGAUCGACAACAAACCCUGCUUCAAUCCACACCAGAUGACCGACGAGCAACUUAGAAAUGAGCUGACCGAACGAGGGAUGAACCCAGAGGGUUCACGCAAAGCAAUGAUAGCAAGGCUGUCAAAACCUCCAAACAGAUGCCCAGGAAUAUCUCUCAGUUUGCCUAAAAAUGUCUUCUGUACAAUUGACAGUGAGUGUCUGGGAAUUGAAUGUUGUGCCUUCUUCAAACUUGGUAUAUUUAGAAAGACAUUCAAAUUGUAUGCGCGACUUGAUGCAUGUAAUCUGCAGUUUAUCGUUGGUGUUGAAAAGAAAUUCGAAAAAGUUUUUGGUGCCAAUGAUGGCCUCAAGGAUAUGUAUACAGGUAAUAUGCUUAUUAUUAUUAUUUUUUUUUUAAUUUUUACUUUUAAUAUAUUUCAUUUUUUCCUUAUAGUUUUUUUGGUUCAGUAUAUUUUGCAUUUUAAGCUAAAUUUUGUUUGUUCCCUGGAAAGGGUCUCCACGAAUACUCGAGUACUCAAGCAUGGCCAGAGUCUAGUAAAACUUGAGUCUGUUCACAGGAAAUGGGAAUACUCGAGUUUUGAGAAACUAAUGAAGACCAAAGUGAAAAUAAACAUGUUUGACAGUGAAUUUGAGCUGAUCAUAAAACUUAGGUUUGAGAAGGAUGACAAAGGCGCGUACAUUACCCUGGGAACGGGUUUCUGCCAGCCGGAUGACAGUAAUAACUGUAUGGGGUUCUUCAACCUCCUCGAUAUGAUGCCCCUCAUGCUACCCAUCUGUCUCGAGGACGGAUCCAUGAAGUGGCCACAAAUUGACUACAAGAAAAUGUUCAGCAGAGAUGCAAUUAAGCAGCGACUAAAAGAAAAUGCAGAGAAAGCGGCCAAAGAAUUAGCUAGGACGGCCAUCAAUGAAAUACUGAAAGAGUUGCCUUGUAUAUCUCCAGAUGCACCUGGUAAAGCAUCCACGUGUCCACGGCCAGAUGCAAUGACAGUCGACCUCCUGAAGUCAGAGUUAGAAAAACGAAAUCUUCCACAAGAUGGAACCCAUGAUGUGCUUAAGCAGCGUCUUUAUAAUGCCACACAAGAAUGCACGGUUUUCAACAAAAAGUUGAAACUGCCACAGAUCAAAAAUGAAAAGAUACGGAAAAUGAUUAGUCUGUCAAUUGGUGAAAAGUGUCUGCGUAUUGAUGCCUGUCUCGACAUGAAGAUAGAAAAACUUGAUUUCUACAAGGCAAUUAAAGCUUAUAUAGAGGUGGAUGCAUGCAAGUUUACCCUCACCAUCUCGUUCAUGAAUUGUCCAAGGAAGAUCAUUUUAUUAGGCUAUGACUGGGGCAAACCAAAUGAGGAGACCAUAUCAAAGACAAUUGCUAUCAAGUACACUAUUGGUCGGAAUGAAGAGAAGAAAGUGUUUGUUAUUGACUUCGGCCUCAAGUUUGGUUUCGAAGCAUUGUCAUUCGACAGCUAUCUUCUGGAGGGACUGGAGGUUCCCAUUCCUCUGUGUAACGAUAAAUUCCAACUUCCAGGUACUGGACUGAUUAAGGAUUUAGCUAAAGAAAUGGGUUCCAGGCUGACCAAUGAGGUGGUGGACGUCAUAUUUAAACAACUGGGUCUUGAUACAAUAUUCCUGGAUGGACAGUGUGCCUUGCCAUCACCAACCACAGACUGUCCGUGGGAUGUUACCAAGGUAACGCAGUAUAUUCCGGAGAAGUUUAAAGACAAAGUGACCUGCGUCCUGCCAGAGAACUGCUUUGGUCUUCACUGCUGCAUCGACUUCGCCUUCACGAUCCCAGUGUUUAAAAACGUCAUCGAGAAGAACAUUCCUUUCUUUCUGAAAUUCAACCCCUGUGAAAUUGAGGUUGAAGUGGGUUUCGGCGGCUUUAAUCACAAGGAAAAACUGAUCUCCUACAACUAUGGAACGCCCAUAACACUGACUGCUGGAAAAGGAGAAACAAAACCCAUCACAAUCGUACUUACGAUUGGCAAGUAUGAGCUGGGUUUCGAGAUCUCCUUACACCUGACUGUGUGUAUCCCUAUUGACGACGAGGUGUACUGUGUUCCAGAGGGGGGGCUGCAGAUCCUCAACAAAGAACAGAUUCCAGCCUGUGAUGCCAAUGCACUGUUCAAUAUGACCCAACAAACUGGAUCUCUUGCAGACUGGGCCAAAAGUAAAGGGAUUGACCUGGUGAAUGGGAUGGCAAGAGGAGCUGUAGACUUGUUGUUGAUCGAGUCUGGAGCAUCUCAGUACCUCAAGACGGACCGAUGUGACCCAACCAGGGAGCCGUACUCACCUAGUGUGGGAGGCUGGAAGAACGAUUGUAAACUUUCUACACGGAAACUGCCAACAUUGCCCAAAGGACUGUAUUGCCACAUUGCUUCAUCGUGUUCUAAAAUUGACUGCUGCUUUGUGGUCCCAUUCCUGGCUGAUAUGACCUUCAACGCCGUCCUCAAUAUAGACAUGUGUGACUAUUUUGUGUUUGCUGCUCUUGAAAAGGUCGAGUUCAAACAAUACAUAAUUGGAAGUCAAAUCGAUUGGAAUACAGGAAUACAGUCUCCGGUAAAGGAUCUCCUUGAGAGUGGCAGUUCUCUUUAUGGCGAUACAAGAGGAAUACAGUCUCCAGUAAAGGAUCUCCUUGAGAGUGGCUGUUCUCUUUAUGGCGAUACAAGAGGAAUACAGUCUCCGGUAAAGGAUCUCCUUGAGAGUGGCAGUUCUCUUUAUGGCGAUACAAGAGGAAUACAGUCUCCGGUAAAGGAUCUCCUUGAGAGUGGCUGUUCUCUUUAUGGCGAUACAAGAGGAAUACAGUCUCCGGUAAAGGAUCUCCUUGAGAGUGGCUGUUCUCUUUAUGGCGAUACAAGAGGAAUACAGUCUCCAGUAAAGGAUCUCCUUGAGAGUGGCAGUUCUCUUUAUGGCAAUACAAGAGGAAUACAGUCUCCGGUAAAGGAUCUCCUUGAGAGUGGCUGUUCUCUUUAUGGCAAUACAAGAGGAAUACAGUCUCCGGUAAAGGAUCUCCUUGAGAGUGGCAGUUCUCUUUAUGGCGAUACAAGAGGAAUACAGUCUCCAGUAAAGGAUCUCCUUGAGAGUGGCUGUUCUCUUUAUGGCGAUACAAGAGGAAUAGUCUCCAGAAUACAGUCUCCGGUAAAGGAUCUCCUUGAGAGUGGCAGUUCUCUUUAUGACGAUACAAGAGGAAUACAGUCUCCGGUAAAGGAUCUCCUUGAGAGUGGCAGUUCUCUUUAUGGCGAUACAAGAGGAAUACAGUCUCCGGUAAAGGAUCUCCUUGAGAGUGGCAGUUCUCUUUAUGGCGAUACAAGAGGAAUACAGUCUCCGGUAAAGGAUCUCCUUGAGAGUGGCAGUUCUCUUUAUGGCGAUACAAGAGGAAUAGUCUCCAAGGAAUACAGUCCAGUAAAGGAUCUCCUUGAGAGUGGCAGUUCUCUUUAUGGCGAUACAAGAGGAAUACAGUCUCCAGUAAAGGAUCUCCUUGAGAGUGGCAGUUCUCUUUAUGGCGAUACAAGAGGAAUACAGUCUCCAGUAAAGGAUCUCCUUGAGAGUGGCAGUCCUCUUUAUGGCGAUACAAGAGGAAUAGUCUCCAGUUUGAAAAAAUCUGUUGAGAUUGCCAACAUGUUCUUUGCUGAUAUAAAUAUAUUUUUAUUCACCAUUCAGUUUCACAUCAAGAAGAGUGACAAGAAGUUUAUCAUUGAUCUCGAUCUAAGAGUUUGCUUUGGAAACGAGGGCUGUCAGUUUGAGAGACCGAUUCUUGUGGGCACCGAGAUUCCACAGCUGCUCUGUGAUCUCAGUGUUAAACUAGGAGGAUGGGAAAACUUUAGCCUAAAGAAAUGGGCAUUGGAACGAGGCCAGGAUUUAGCCAGUGGUUUGGUAGGGGAAGCUGUAAAUUUGUUCUUGCAACAGACUGGCUUGGCUGAUAAACUUCUAAAACCUGGCUGUGACCGCAGCAGUUUAAAAUACAUACCAGCGAAUGCUAAAAAUUGGAAGAAUGAAUGUAAAUAUUCAAGUCUUGUGAAACUGCCAGACAUUUCCAAGCUGCCCGUGAACUGCCACAUCAGUGACAAGUGCCUGGGCAUUGACUGCUGCAUGUCUCUCGACUUCCUCAGCGGGUUAUCCAUCAACACUUUCUUCAACAUCGACCUCUGCAACUACGUCAUCGAGGGACAUAUUGAAACUUUCAGUUUUAAAAUAAAUGUCUUGACCUAUGAGUGGGGUAUGUGGUUUAAAAUUGAUCGACUUCUGGCACAUGAAAUGUUUGUGAUAGACCUCUCGGUGCACAUCUGUUUUGGAGGCGACACCUGUGAGAUUAAUGUUGUCCUGUUUGACAAGUCUCAAGUUCCCAUGCCUGGCUGUAACAUGGAGCAAGGUUUUAAAAUCCCAGAUUUCAACUUCGAUCAGUGGCUUGGAGGCAACACAAUGACGGCUUUCUUGGCAAAAAAGAUGAUGGAAGAGCUGGAUAUUAUGAAAUUCAUGCAAGACAAAAAAUGUGAACAUUACCGGCCGCCAUACAAAGAAGUGACAAAUGGAUGGAACAGUGCUUGUCCAAAGACGAUUGCUCUUCCACCUUUACCGAACAACCUGCACUGCCACGUUACCGACUACUGCACCGGAAUACGCUGCUGUCUCGCUGUCCCUCAGAUCAGCUGGAACUUUGAGGUGUAUCUGCUGUUGAACACUUGUGAUUUCUACUUCAGUGUCGGCAUUGAACGACUCGAUUACACAUUCACUCUCAACGGCUAUGACUGGGGAACAAAGAAGAAAUUUGACAUUGGAGGCAUUUUUAAAGUGGAAUAUUCAGUUGACGAUCUGAAGGACAGCAAGUUGUUUGUGGUCAACAUGGACCUCAGUGUGUGUCUGGUCGCGGGACAGCCCUGCUCUCUCACCAUCACGGUUUUCAAAGACUUGAUGCUGCCAAAACCAUUUUGUGACUGGGAGGCAAUGGACAGCAUGAAAGAUUUCUCCCUGAAGACAUUCCUGCAGGAACAACAAUUGAGUCUGACCGCGCCACUGGGAAAACUUGCAGCUGACAUGUUGCUGGAGAAGCUAGAUGUGGCUCAGUUCCUAAAGGAUCCUCCGUGUAGUACUAAUGGCCGUGGUGCAGAUGGGUGGACUUCUGCUUGUCCACAGAACUUAAGUCUUCCGGUUUUACCCACCAACAUGGCGUGUUCGGUUCCGGAUCACUGCACGGCUCUGGACUGCUGUCUCGAUGUCCCAUUCAUCCAGAAAUCACUCAACUUCAAAGUUGACUUGAACAUGUGUGAAUUUUCUCUCACUGUCAGUGUUGAGAAUGUUGAGGUCAAGAUUAUGCUUUUCAAAUACGUUUGGGUCUACUAUGGGCUACAUGUAUGUUUUAUUCACAGCUAUGUUAUUGAUGAGCUGGAGGCUGAUAAGAAGUUUGUCAUCAGUGUAAACGUCAGUGUUUGUUUGGAUGCCAGUUCGACUUGUCUCAUCACCGUACCUAUUCUCACCAACGUCCUGUUUCCAAAACUCUUCUGUGACUGGGACAACACACUGUCUCUUCAAGGUGUCUCGUUGUCUUCCCUGUUGUCAGAAAUGAAGGUGACACCAGGACAAUUGUUGUCAGAUCUGGCCAAGGCGAUGAUUGCAGAGAAGUUUGGGAUUGCUGCUUAUCUGAAAAAGCCUUCCUGUCAGAUAGGAGUGGGCAUUCAUAAAGCUACAGAUGGACAGUGGAACAAAGCUUGCCCCUUGGAUCAGUCAUUACCAACACUUCCGUCCUCGGUGGUUUGUCACAUCCCCAGCUACUGUACCGGAAUCGACUGCUGUGCGGAAGCUGACAACAUCGGCAUGUCGUUCAACGCUCGAGUGUUACUCAAUGCCUGCGACUUCAGCCUGGAAGUUGGGAUUGAAGCACUAGAUUACAAGAUAAGUCUUGUGGAAUACAACUGGAAUCAGUGGGAAACGUUUAACCUCAAAGGAGUUGUAAAAAUUGAAUUUAAGAUUGACGAUUUGCAAAAGUCUAGAAAGUUUCUGGUCAGCCUGAACGUACAGUUGUGUUUUGAGUCCACCUGUCUUCCCAAGAUGACCAUUUUGACCGACGCUUCCUUCCCAAAACCGUUCUGCAAUUGGGAUGAUGAUAUCAAUUUGACGCCUUUCUCCCUGGUUGAGUUCAUGAAAGAUAAUGUUGUUGCGGCGGGUGAGACCUUAACGUCUCUCGUUCUAUCUGAGAUGAUUGACAAGAUUGGUAUCGGCCAUUACCUGAAGAACCCCAUGUGUGACCGGUCAUCACCACCGUAUCAAGGUGCUGUCAACAGGUGGAAGAAAGACUGUCCUGCUGCUAUAGAGUUACCUACCCUGCCACCAGAGGCCACUUGUCACCUGUCUGACCCGUGUGGAACCAUUGACUGCUGCGUUGAUGUUGCUCUUCUCCAAAGAUCUUUCAAUCUUAAAAUCGGAAUCAAUUUUUGCGAGUACAGCUUCACUAUGGCAAUAGAGAAUUUUGGCUUCCACAAAACUAUCAACUUUUAUAAGUUUGGUAAGCUUUUCAUGAUUGCUGAUUUGUUUGGAGAGAACAAGUUUGUGAUGUCGUUAAGCAUUAGUCUGUGUUGGGAGAAGGACAUAUGUGUUCUCAAUUUCCCCGUCCUUGUCAACGCCCAUAUGCCCAAACCCCUCUGUGACUGGACGUCAGAUUUUAAAUUGGGUCCGUUCUUGACCAGUUUGAAUGCUAACACAAUGGCGACUCUGACUUCCUCAAUCGCAGACCAGUUGUUUGAAAAAAAUGAUAUCGGCAAAUACCUGAAAAACCCACAGUGCUCUCAAACAUCAAGUGUCUACACACCAAAUACUCAAGGCUGGAAAAAUGAUUGUCCUCUGCCUGGUAUUGACAGUUAUCUGCCUGCAUUAAGUGACACAACAUGCCAUAUUAGCUCCAUCUGCACAGAAAUGGAGUGCUGCAUCAAAACAGCAUUUCUCCCUCAUGCAUUCAACGCAAUGAUCAGCGUUGACAUGUGUAACUACAUCCUUACUCUGAGAUUCGAAAAUCUAGAACACAGAGAAAUUCUGCUCGACUUCAGCUCGAGACAGACCGGUCAUUUCUAUGUUAAAGGAAUAUUGCGUUUCGACUAUGAGCUGGUGGACAAAAAAGCAGACAGAAAGAUGGAGAUGACCGUCAGUCUGAGUGUUUGUCUUGAGGAGACGUCGUGCCUGUACCAGAAAACAAUUCUCAACAAAGUGGACAUUCCCAAACCUUUCUGUGACUGGAAGGGAAUGCUGGCUGCAAGAUCUCUCCCUGUAAGUGACUGGAUGAAAGACCAAGGAUUAGAGGUUGGAGCUGCUUUGAACAACUUGGACAAAACAAUGCAAUCUCGACUACUGCAUGAGCUGGGUGCUUUACCCUAUCUCCUCCCAACCCCAUGUCAACUCAGUGAGAGCAAAUACUCUACAGCCAAUAGCAAGAACUGGAAGGAUGACUGUGGGUCAACUUCUGUACAAUUACUUCAAUUGCCUUCGGAGGCACGAUGUCACAUCACAGACAGCUGCUCAGCCAUUGACUGUUGUGUGCAGAUACCGUAUGUGAAGAGGACGGUGCAUCUGACCUUCAACCUUGACAUCUGUAAACUGACCCUUGACCUCAGCCUUGAAAAUCUUAAAUACACUGUUUCACUGAUGGAAUACAACUGGAACACCGAAGAUGAAUUUAUUCUGGGAUCCCUGGGUAGGCUUAGCUAUAAGCUGGAACAUAAGCCUUCCGAACAGAAGGUGGUACUAGAUGCCAGUUUGAAGUUUUGUAUAGGAGAUUCCUGUUUCAUCACCGUUCCCAUCUUCUCGCAGGCAGAAAUAUCAUAUUCCCCAUGCAAACCAAGUAUUCCAGUGCCUUUUAAGGGUGUUUCCCUUGACUUCUGGAAUCCUACAAAAUGUCGUAAAUCUACAGCCGAUAAUGGCUGCUCUGUGACUCUGCCGGCCUCUGUUUCUGAAGUGGGUUCUGUUGCUGAUAACUGCAUGGGAAUCAGGUUUUGUCUCCCCUUAGACUUGAAGCAUCUUGGAUCGUACUCCUUGUCUGCUGGCAUCGAUAUUGAUUACUGUGGCAACCAGAAACUUAAUCUCUUCGUAGAGAACAAAUCUUGGCAGAAGGAAUUGUCAACCAUCACUUUUGAUGUAGACCACACUGAGAAAAUGGGAGAAGCCAUUAUCCUGACCUAUAGAGUAGUGAAGACCGCCACUCUCUUCAAACUGUCGCUGGGUGUGAAGGUUUGUGUCAAGAACGGGAUAGAUCAGUCGGACUACUGCAUAGAAAACCAGAUUUUGAAUCAGUUGAUCUUCACUAUACCCAAGUGUGGCAUCGCGAAACGCCGACGAAAACGGAGCUCUAUCAUUGACGGACUGUUGGAGAAGACACGAGAUCCACGUGAACUGACUUCUCUAUUGAUAGCAGCUGGAGCCACUAAUGCACAGAUUACAGAGGCUUUCGACAAGUUGAAGAAAUUUGAGGCUGAAGAAGUGGCCCGUCGCCAGACCCCAACAGAUGGUGACAUGUCUAAUGUGAAAAGUGCAGCGAAGACCAUGGGUAACCGGAACCCUGGCACCCUGUUAUACAGCAGCCCAGCAGGAGGGGGGCUUGUCACCUUAGAAGUGGAAGGAGCUGACAAGAUCCAGGAAAUGCUUGGUAGCGGUGUUGAGAUUGCUGGCCGGGUUCAUCAAACGUUUAUUGUCGGAAAAGGUCUCACCAAAGCUGGCAUGAAACUUCUUAGUGCAAAAAUGGCUGACAUGACUCUAGGGGAGAUAAGUGCUCUGUUAGACAUGAAGAACAUUGACCCAGAGCUGGCGCUGAAACUGGCGAAAAACAUAAAAGAGCUCAUACAGUCACUGACCACAGAGUUGAUCAAGGGAUUUUCAGAAGGAGGUGACAACAUGUUCAAAGCCUUUGAUCUGACACUUACUGGCGACUUUAGCUUCCCACGACAGGACAUUGAGUUAUUCAAGUAUAAACAAGCUUUUCCUCUUGGUGGAUUCAUUACUCUCUUGUUCGAAUUUGGUGCUGGCUGUUCAUAUGGCAUGGAUAUUACAGCAGGUGCAAAGAUUCUUUCCAUGCAAGUGACUUCUGUCCUACGACCGUUUUCGAAUGUCAAAGUCUUUGGCUCUGUUGGUCUUGGCAUUCUUAACAUAUACGGCAAACUCAUUCUUCGGGGCUACAUAAUGGAGGUUGCUUUUCCAUCUACCGCAGAGAUCGUGUUCUCCAAGUUUCCACUCGAUAUUACAUUGAAGAUUGACAUGGAGUUGAUUCCGCUGCAGUUGAAACUGUCAGCCAAGGUUACCAUGGAUCUGUGGCUCACGGAAGUGACACUGUACGAGACCGACCUGUGGAAGUUCAGUACAGCCAUGAUCCGCAAGAAUAUCCUGAACCUGGGCAAGAAAGAAGAAGACAAGUCUCCGCCGCAAGUUCUCAGCUAUGUUGACAAUACGCAGAAUGGUGGCAGACGGCGUCGCUCGUCUCCAGAUGCCGGUGGCUGCAUUGCUGACCAGCUGCCCGACCGCGAUUACACAGAAGCCGUUGUCGAAGUGGCAGUGCGUGCCGAGGAUGACGUCAGUCAAGUGGAGCUCACGGUUAACGUGGGCACAGAGCCCGGCCUUGAUGAUGUCGUCAGUGGUGUUAAACUCGGUGGACCGUCGUCAAUCAUGAAACAUGUAGGUAUACAUAUUUGUGUAGAGUUUUCCCUUGAAAUUAGGAAAGGCAUGGACUUUAAACCUCACGGACAGAAACUGUACUUCACAGUGAUCGCCUCAAACAGUGGAGGUGGUUCAACCACAGUGAUGUGUUCCAUCCCGACCUUCGAUAUAACGCCACCUGGUGGCCGCGUGCUGCAAGAGUUCCUCACCACGAGCAAUCCCACAAUCCUCAAGGCAUCCGUGCUUGUGUUUGAAGACUCGGAAAUUGAGUAUUCGGCCGUUGGGAUCGGAUAUGGGAAAGGAAUCUACGCCGACGAGACGAGUUCGUUCACCGAAAUAAAUCUGAAGAGGCAGAAUAUGGAUCCUUAUGAUGCAACCUCUGAUCCAAGAGCCGAGAAGGCCUUGGACUAUUUUAUUGCUGGCAGGAGUGGCCGCCUGAAUGGACCCAUCAUCGCAGAGUUCAAGGACGUCCUGCACGCCGGCGAAUGUGUUCAGAAAUGUCUCGUCUUACAUGGCUCAAAAUGUCUGAGUGUCAACUACGACUUUGGAGAAGCGGGUCUGUGCGAGUUGGUGGAGAGCAUUGAUGGGCACGAACAUAAAGUGGCUCAGUUUGGCCGUUUCAUGCACUACGAACGAAAAGGCGUGGGAAUGGCGUACGAGCUGGUGAAACGUGGUCUCAGUCUGGGUCACAACCGCUUGCACUACUUCAACAUCUACCUGCGCAACGUCCUGCACUACAGUAACAUCAUUUCAUCUCACAUGAUCCUGGUUGACUUCACCCCACCUACACCAGUAAUUGAUAGCUACACCAGCAUCAUUAAAAACAUUCCUUUCCUUUGCUUUAUUCAAGCUUUUCUUCUUUUCUCCACUUUAGGUCCACUGCAGAACGUGUCGGUUGAUAAACUCGAGGUUGUGCCGUGCCUCACCUUGAUACCAAGUGACAGGCCAGAAUGGAAAGUCAACUGCAAAGACGUCUCAAGUUCGGUGAACAAUCACAGAGUUAUUCACGAUGGUCCGGGCUCUAUGACGGUGUUUAAUGGAGAUACACCUCUUCAGGAUCUGCUCUACACCAGAUCAAAUAAAUAUGUGGCAGCAAACUGGGAUGGAAUUCAGGACCGAGAAUCGGGUAUUCUUGGAUACACAUGGACAGUGGGACGUUCUCCCUGUGAAGAAUUGAUUCACCCGCACCACGACCCUCACAAACACUUCUUCGACAAAUCCGAGUGGACAAAUAUUGGAUUAAUCUCCCCUAUACCAGCCGAACACAACCCUCUCCCAGAUGGGUUGUACUAUAUAACUGUGCGUGCUUUGAAUAAUGUGAAAUAUGGUGGCCCACUGACGACAACAAUCUGUCAUACGACGCCGUACGCCAUCGACAACACCAAGCCAUUUGUACAUGAAGUGUUCAAUGUCAAAUACGACGAAGAAACGUUCAUUGUUAGUGCACAGUACAAUGCCACUGAUCCAGAGUCGCACAUCAGAGAAGUUGAUAUCUGUAUAGGGGAGACAACUCACGACUGCUACAUUAUGCAGUGGCAGCGGCUGAAACAUUCAGAAACGGGAGUCAGCUACAAGUUUGAGAUUCCGGGCGGAAAACCUGCUUGGGUGAAAAUACGUGCCAUCAAUCAUGUUGACCUAAUGAAAGUCCGAUCCGCCGACAGUCCUAUUGUGAUUGACAUCACACCUCCAACUCCAGGAAUAGUGUAUGAUGGUUCAAUCUACAAACACGAUCUUGACUUCACAAAGAAUAACACAGAGAUCUGUGCAAACUGGGCAGACUUUUUUGAUACAGAAUCUGGAAUUGCCUUCUACACACUACAACUUCUGGACAGUGAGAACAAUAUACUGAAUGAACUUGCGGAGCUACCACGACACUCCCACGAAGCCUGCAUGAAGUUGGAUGAAGAGAAAUACUUGGAACACAAUCGGACAUACCACAUGGCUGUCUGGGCAAGCAAUGCGGGUCACAAGCAACUCAACUCUUCAGCUGCCUCUGAUGGAGUUUUGGUUGACCUGACACCUCCUGUGGCUGGAGAAAUCAUUGACGGCAAGCUUGGCGGUUUUGAAGACAUCUCAUUCAGUCUACACAGGGCAACCGUAGCCGCCCAGUGGCGUAACUUCUCCGACAUGGAAUCUGACAUCAGGGAUUUUGAACUGGAAAUAACCCGUGCAGUAGACAUGAAUGAAGACUAUCAAGUAAUUCAUAACUGGAAGUCUUUGGGUCGUUACGCUGAUAAAGUCGAGUGGCACCACUUCCAUCUUAACCAUCGGGACGUGGUCAAGUCGAAACUGCGCGUCACAAAUGGAGCCCUGAACAACAUUGAGCUGGAGUCGUCUGGCUUUGUUGUGGACCUCACAGCUCCGGUACUCGUGUACCUCGGAGACGGGGCUGAGGCCAAAUUCGACAUUGAGUAUCAGAGCUCCUUGACAACUCUGGAGGCUAAUUUCUUGUUUGUGGAUGAAGAGUCUGGUCUUGAUCACUUCAAGUACCAGGUGUUUGAGCUGUACGGUGGAAACAAACAUCAGGUCUACCCAGUUGCACUGAAUGAAUGGAUAAGAAUUGAUGAUGUAUCGAGUACAAGUCUGACAACACCUACACUAAGUCUGAAACCAGGAGCUCUGUACACAGUCCGUGUUGCAGCCAUCAACAAGGCUGGCUCUAUGGGGAUCUACAUCACAAACGGCGUUGUGGUUGAUGACACACCACCAGAUCUGCGCUGGGUUCACGUGGGGAUAUUUGAAGGCGAUGAGGAAGAGGUUGUCGAUGGUAAAGUCAUACAGCAGGAUCCCAAUGGAAUCAAGGCUACCUGGUUUGCCACGGAUGCACAGAGUGGAGUGACAUCUUACAAGAUCGCAGUCGGAAACACACCAGGUAGCAACAAUGUUUUGGACUGGAAAGAUGUACUCAAGAGAGACCAAUACAUAGAUGGACUCAGUCUCAUUAACAAUCAGAUUUACUAUGUGAUGGUUAAAGCUAUCAAUGGAGCAGACAUGGAGAGUCCUCAGAUGGUAUCCAAGCCUCUCUUGAAGGUCGAAGAGGACAGAGCAGGUCUUGUUAUCGAUGGUCCCGAGGGUACAGAACGUGCUAAUGACUUUACUGUUGGCGUGGACAUCGACUACCAGAAAGACUUCAGCACUGUCACAGUUCAGUUUGAGGGAUUCACGAGUCAUGAGCACGGCAUCAGAUACUUUGACUGGGCCGUUGGAACAACAGUCGGUGGUGAAGAAGUUCAACCGUUUAUGGUGGCCGGGCUGGUGCAUGAAGAAAGUCAAAGCAAUGUUCCCGGAAAUGGUAUUGCUACAUCUGGGUCAGGACAAGCUGUGUUGCCAUUAGAAGAGGGGACAAAAUAUUACACUACAGUUCGUGGAAUCACCAACUCGGGGAAAAUCCUACAUUCGAAAUCUGAUGGUUUUACUGUAGACACUACUCCACCAAAGAUUAAAAUAGAAAGUGUGGCAGCCCAGGGCAAGAAGACACUUGUUCCAGGAGACAGUACAAUUUUCCAAGUUGAGGAUCAGUCCAUCAAUGCACAGUGGAUGGCCUCAGACGAACAGAGCCCCGUCGUUUACAUGAGUUACGCAUUUGGAACAUACCCGUAUGGGACAAACUCACUACAACUGGAAAGCAUAGGCUUCCGUAACGGUGAACAGGCUUCUUUGUCCAGUGACUUCAAACCACUCACUCAAGGCAAGCCGAAUAUCCUGACAGUUGUCGCAGAGAAUGAAGUAGGACUGGUUUCCAGGAAGUUUUUCCCUACUGUGGUGAUUGACAACACUCCCCCCAAAGUGGGAGUUCUUUCCUGUAAAAAAUUCAUUCAGCCACACUCUCCUAUUGUAUGCACGUGGGACGGAUUCUUUGAGGCAGAAAGUCAGAUAAAAGAAAUUCAGUUUCAGAUUGGAUCUCAGGAAGGGAUGGACGAUGUUCUGGCUCCUGUAUCACUGCCAGGACAUACCACCAUGUAUCAGGCAAAAGGCCUAGAAGACAAGUUGGUGAGUAGUCGACAGUACUACGCCACGGUUACCGUGAUCAACAUUCUUGACAUGACCGUAUCCGCCUCGUUCGGCCCAAUGACUGUGGACACCACACCGCCUGUCGCGGGCACCAUCGUUGAGUUGAGCAGCAUCUACUACAUCGACACGACCAACAGCAUCGACCCGGAAGUACUCAACCCCAUCAAAUGUAACACUGCAGAAGACUGUGAGAAACUGGACAGCGUUUGUCACCAGUCGUACACUAGCAUAUCAAUAGCCUUCCAAGGAUUUAAUGACCCUGAGACAGGAAUUGUCAGGUACCAAGUGGCAGUGGGAAACACCCCUGGAGGUGGCCAGAUUCGGCCGUUGUUUGAUAUUCCACUCGACAAGCAUUACCUCACCAUUCAAGAUCUGGUGCUUAAGGGUGAACGCCAGGUCUUUGUCACUGUUCAUGCAACCAAUGGUGCUGGCCUGGGAACCAUGGCAACAUCGAAUGGAGUAUACAUGUCGUAUCUGAGUCAAGGAGACGAGCCACUGUCACAUAUCGCUGUGUCCGACACUGAUGGGGGACAUAUUGAUGUUGACUUUCAGACGAGCACCUCCAGCCUGAGUGCCAUGUGGGACGUGAGCGGCGACCCAUGUCCCGUCGAUAAAUAUGAGUGGGCCAUCGAGAGAGCCGAUGGCUAUGUUGUGCAGCAGUUCACAGACGCUGAAGGUCGGUUGGUUGGUGUUAACGACGACCUUCAAAUGAUUGGCAAGGAGCAGUACUACAUCAAACUGCGUGUCACUAACAAAGAGGGAUACACGUACACCAUCCGCUCUAACGGGAUCCAGAUCGAGGAGGAUCCGCUGAAACCGGGCAACGUGUACAUUGGGGAUGUCGUCGGCUUCAGUCUCAAGUUCCUGCCCACAAAGAGAAAGGUCACAGCCAACUGGGACAGGUUUGGUAACGAUGGCAUAGACGCGGGUGAGGAGGAAGCCGUUAUAGCAGAAGACGAAUCGGACAAAAAUAAAGCAUCCUCUAAUCAGCAAAUAGCGUACUAUGAGCUAGCGCUGGGCACAGACCGAAGAUUCCCUAAGACCCGCGACAACAUCGUACCAUUCACCAACGUGGGCCUGAACAAGACACACACGUUUUACGACAUCGAUAACCUCGUCGUGUACAAGGCCGUUUACUACUUCACAGUUCGUGCUCACAGCACAUCGGGAGCUGUGGCCCAGAUUACUUCAAAUGGAUUUUCUGUGGGAUACGAUGGUGGUGUCGUAGCUGGAAAUAUCAAGAUGGAGAGGUACAUAAACACGAAGGAUCUGUUAAAUAUCCAGUGGGACGGGUUCGAAUCCGAGGUCGAGAUCAUGAUGUACUACGUUGGUGUGUCAACAACCACAGAGGCCAGCAACCACACUUGUAAAGAAUUCACUGAGAGUGGUCGUUUAUCAGCUGAAGAUUUGAAGAGAAUAUUUGACGUGGUUGAAAUACAUAAUGUUGGAAAAGAUACAUUCUACACGAUAAAGUCUCUGAACCUGCAACAAAAUGCUGUGUACUAUUCGUGGGUUAUUGGUGCUGAUCAAUCAGGUAAAUGUGCCAUGGUAAAGUUCCUGUUCCAAGUGGAUGUCACAGCACCUGUUGAGGGGCGGCUGAAGGCUGGCCCAUACUAUGACUUGGCACUGACAUAUGCACAUGAGAAGAAGAAACUGGAUGUGUCCUGGGAGAACUACAAAGACGAAGAAUCAGGAAUCAAGUUGUACUACUUAUCACUGCUGCGACGCCAGUCCUGUGAUGACGGGGCCAUGGAAGAAGUAGUCGUAGAACCAGUCAAACUCAGCCCCAGUCUAUCUUCUUUCCAGUUCCUUCUAGAUUUUGAUCUCCAGCCUGGUCACCCAUAUUACGUUAAGCUGACUGUUAAAAACCACGCCUCUCUCAGCACGACAACGCUAUCACCCCCUAUAUUGUAUGACAAUUCAAAACCUACAGCAGGACGGGUUGCAAAGGGACAUAACUUCAGAGAUGAUAUUGUGUGGUAUGGCUCUGUGUCCACAAUUACAGGCUGUUUCCUUCACCUCCCUACACCAGUUGGAGAAGCUUGUCCUGCAAACAGCAUGCCGUUCGACGCAGAUGGGUGGAGCUUCUUGAAUACGGACAAGGUUUACGAGACGAGUGACCACAAGCUGAAGCUCUCGUAUAGUGAGAAAUAUGUUUACGUUGACAGGGAUGAGCUCGGUAUAAAGCUGACACGAAGUCCGGGAAAAGACUUGAUGCUGUCAGGAGCCUACUACAGACACGCAGACAUGCUUCAGGGAGGACAGUACAAGCUGAAAAUAAAAGCUGCUAAACCAACUCUUGAUGCUGGUCAGAAGUUGAAAACAGCUGACCAAGUUGUGACAUCUGUGAUAUUCUGGGACGGACCAACAAAACUGGACUAUUUCUUGGAUCUUGACUACACUCCAAAACAUAACUUAGAAGAUAACAGUUGUGCAUGCUGUGACAAUGAACCAGUUGAUAUAGAGACCUGUCUUUGUGACUGUGUGACCAGGACACGUGUCAAGAGAAGCUCGGAUACCGAAUACGAAGUUAAAAAGCUGAGCAAAGAAAAUCUAAAAAAACUGAAAUCGACUGGGAAACUGACACCGGAUAUCACUGUAGAAAAAAAACAAGAUCGUCACAGAUCUUGUGGUCUGCAGGUUUAUGGAGGAGAAAUGAAGAAGAUAGUGGCUUGGUGCGCAUCAUCAGAAAAACUACAGGCACCUUUGGUUGAGCAAUACGACCUUGACUUUGACCCUGCUGAUGACUUCCACGAUUACACCUUGAACUUUUUAAUCAGCAAAGAUGAGUCCAGAGCAUCAGAGGAAACGUGGUGCUUCAGUGUUUUCAUAGACGGAGACUUGGCAACUAAGAACUGUGGUGUUCCGUAUCUGUCCAAGUCCACUCGGCUCAUCUUCGCUGCGUGGAAUUACAAGAACAGCAUGCCUCAUAACGUUAACGAUCUAAAAGGAUUCCCCAAAGUGUGGAGCGCCAAAGCUACAUUCAGAGACUUGGUUUUGCCCCCUGACAGUAGUCACCUGUGUCGGGUUGGUGCGCCGUUCCGUGGAGGAAACAAUGCAAUCAUCGCAUACGAAGCAGGAAUCGGUUCAUCGCCACUGACGGACAACAUAUCACAGUUUACCAAGGUAAAGAGCACUUGUGUUCCGUGUGACCGGCCUUGUGAUCAUUUCGUUUGCGAAACAGACUGCAAAAAUGACACAACAGAACUGAUCAAAUUUCAACUUGACGGCCUAGCUCUUGCAACUACGAAGGUCAUUGACGGCAAGAUCGAGCCAAUAGCCUACUUCCUAACAGUAAAAGCUGUUUUGGCGUCUGGUGUAUCGGCUGUGGCAUCAUCGGAAAAGUUCAACAUUGACAUCACUGAUCCGGUAUUCAACGCAAGUUACUUGCUGUAUAUCGACGUUGGGCAGGGCAAGUAUAGACCCACAAGAUUCCAGAAAUCGAACAACACCAUCAAAGUCAUCUGGAAAUGUGAAGAUGACGAAAGCAAUGUCAUGGAAUACCAGUGGGCUAUUGGCACUUCGGUGGGCGCACAAGAUAUUCAGAACUACACCUCUACUGGGGAGAAGGCGACCGGCACAAACUCUGACCUUGAAGGUGUCCUGAAGGACAAACAGACUUACUAUAUCUCAAUCAAGUGUACCAAUGGAGCGGGGAUGACCACAACAUAUGAAGAUCCUGAAAAUAUAACAGUCAUGUAUGUGCCCCCCAAAGCGAGUACAGUGCCCACACAGUUGGAAGGUGUUACGGCGAUUCCAGGAAACGUCAUACCAGAGAAUGCCAUGGAGUCCUCGGACCAGAACAGUGUUAGUGCAUCAUGGGAAGUUAGCCCUGACCCAGAGGUCGAAAGAUACGAUAUUUGUGUUGGCAGCUCACCCACCUUCAGCCAAGACGUGCUUCCAUGCGUCUUGGUUGCCUUGGACAUCGCAGGCACCGCAGAGAUCAAAGACGGCUGGCUGUGGGUCAGUGGAACUCAGUUCCGCAAACUGAACAACUAUCGUCCCGGCAACACGGAGAACCAGCCAACGAGCAGAGCAUCGUUCAGAAUGCCCCCCGGGUCAGUCCUUUACAUCUACAUGCAGAUCUGCAACGCGGCUAAUGCCUGUGACACCAAGCUGGUGGGGACGAAGCAGGUGACGAGUGAGUCGACCGAGAUACAGACAUGUGUUGGUGGACGACCCAUUGAAGUAGUGCUCAACACUGGCACGGGAGUAGGGCGUCGGCGUCGCGCGGUCAAUGCGGGCAUUAAAAUUGUCACACCGACAGGUUUGCCAGAUGGACAGAGUAUUGCUGUGACAUUGCUGACAAAGUCAGAUUUGGAAGCUGACUACAGAUCUGACGCUUCAGCUGAUUAUGUUCCAUACAUAACAAACCCUGCAGCUUCAUUAACAUCCAGCACAUUUCUAGACAGAAUUCUAAACGGAAGAUUGACAUACAAUGCAUCCGAUACAUCUUUCUCCGUAACAUCCAUUGGUGGACUGCCGAUGAUUGGCCCACUCGAGAUAUCCUUCCCAUACGACCCGGCAGACACAACGUUUAUUGGAAGUCUUCUGUACUUUAAUCCAGGUGUUCAGAAAUGGUUACAGGCUAAAGACACCUGCCAGUUUGAAGCUUCUCCCAUCACGUAUGAUGCAGCUAACUCUCUUGUUACAGUCAAGGUCUGCAGUACCAGGAACAUUAACACAUCAGUGCAGAGAAGACGGCGAUCAGCACAUGAAGUAUUUUUCUCGGAACCGACACAGUUUCUGUUGACAGCCAUGCAACAGGCCAUUCCUAAUACCCCACCACAGCUGACCAGCACAACAGCUGUAACCAUGCUAGAGGAUGCUGGCACACUGAUCUAUCAGAUGACCUACUUUGAUGCAGAUGAUGAUACAAUUGAAUUUUCCCUUGAUGUAGGACCUGACAUUAAUGUCUUUGGCAAUCUGACCAUCACACCGGGAGGACUGUUUAUUUUCACGCCAUGCACCAACUGUUAUGGAACUGCCAAUGUGACCGUUACCCUCAACGAGGUUCCAGUUCCUGAUAUUCCACCCAAAUCUACGACUGUGACAAUAACCAUCGACGUUUCACCUCUACAAGAUCCUCCGGUCAUCUUCGUCUUUGACAAAAACUCGUACAUCCUGUUUCCCGACAAAACUGUACCUGUUGAGAUCCUGGUUGAAGAAAAUAUUCCAAACUCUACAGUUAAUGUGCAGUACGACAUAUUUGUUGGCGGCUAUGACUUUGAUAACAGUGACAAUCUGACCGCCUUGGUGUCACAGCCAGCGAACGGGACAAUUGUAGUCGGCGAUGUGAAGAAAACCAUUCCAGACUGUGCUGUUGCUGCAUCCACCUGCUAUGACCUUGUCCUCCCGAUGUCAUCGGACAGAUUGUCUUGGGCUCACACCAUGUUGACCUACAACCCAAGCGAAGGAUUCCAUGGAUUCGAAGAAGUGCGAGUCUAUGUCCAGGAUGCUAAUGGAUCUAUCUCCGAUAUCACCACAUUGUCGAUCGCUGUCAUGGAAAGUCCCUGUCAACACGACUCACAGUGUCAAAGUAAAAAUGAAUCUGCGUACACGUGUACCCAUGCAAACCGCGCGACGGCGUUUGACGAUUUCUACACCUGCGUAUGUCAGCCUGGAUGGGAAGGUAUUCACUGUGGCAUCGACGUGGACGAGUGCUCCAGCAACCCGUGUAACUGGCCGUACGUGUGCUUCGAUGAGGUCAACGGCUACCACUGCGCCUGUGCGUUGGACAACCCCAACUGUGACGGACUCGAGCCCUGGAUGAUUGCUUUGAUAGUCGUCUUCCUCCUACUGGCGAUCACACUCUCCUUCAUAACCUGGUACAUCUACAUGGUCAGAAGAGGUCGCCUGAAGUGGUCUUGGCUAUGGGACCGCAUCUUCCACAAAUCAGCCCAUUCAGGCAAAACGCCAAAACGAGCAUUCAUCAACGAAGGAUUUUUACAGAAUGAGUUGCACAGUGCUGAGAGUGCUUUGGAGAAGAAACCCGCUGUGUUCCUGGCAAGUCCUGGACUCACAAUGCCUCCAUCGACCUCCAUCUCGACUCUGAAAACAACAGCUCCCAGUUGCGCGGGACGUAGGAUGAGUGGAAUCCUCUCCGUUACCCCAACGUCUCUGGCAGCAGUGGAAACCGAGCUGCAAGACUAAACCAAGCCUGUGAAAAGACAUUUUAUGAUUUUAAUAUACUAAACAGAGUUCAGUAAACUUGUAGUACAAAACUGACAUUUGCAUUGUAUUUAGCUAAUAAAAUUAAGCAAAUAAUGAGACAUUUAAUUGUGAUAAAGUGAAAACAAAAACUGGACAUAUUGAUUGAUAUAUGAUGGAAACAAUUUUUUUGUUGUUGAUUAAUUUGAAAAAGUAAUUUAAAACAUUAAAGUAAGUAAAAAGAUUUAAGUUAUUUGACAGAAUGUAGAUCAUUUGCAGGCCAUACAUGUAGUUUGUGAUUCUUUCCUGUGUAGAAACUGUUCCCUUGUAUUUUAUCUUAUUUUUUUAUAUCUAUUUAACCCAUGUAGUGAAGGGUUUUCUGUAAACAUAUACAUAGAGAAGACACACAUAUACAGACACAUAUAGAGAAUACACACACGCACGCACCACACACGGACACACCACACACGCACAUGCACACAUACAGACAAGCAUAUAUACACAUGUACACAGUGAGAACACAUACAUAAAAGUACAUGCACACACAUACAGACAUGCUAAUAUACAUGUCCACAAUCACACAUACAGACAUGCACUUGCUUCAAUUUUUUGGAAAAGAUCGAUUUACUUUUUUAUGUCCAAAUUUGUUUUGCAGAACACUGAUUUUCUUGUUUUGUUUUUAUAUGCAUAAAACAGUGCUAAAAUAAUUCAUAACCUAUGUCUCCCCAGAAGAAAUUGGUUUAUUACGUUUGCUCUCUCCAUCCAUCCAUAGCACACCUUGCAUAAUACCAAGAUAGCUAAAUUGCUCAAUUUUGUACAGAGUGGCUUCAACAGAGUAUUUGACUAAUGUACAAUUUAUUUAUUUUUAAAUUAGCCAUUUUGGAACAAAUAUUCUACAUAUACAGGGUUGGAAGUGGUUUUUAAAUGCCUUGAAAGUCUUUGAUUGAAAAAAAUAUUUGUAGGUCUUUGAAUUGUAAUAAAAGUCUUUAAAUUCUCACAAAUCAUAGCCAAAGCAAUGAUGAUAUAUUUUCCAGCUGCAUGCAUUUGAUAUUUUCCACUUACAAGGUUUAAUCUGUCAUGAUGCAUGUAAAAAAGCUAAAUAUUUUCCAUGGACAGCAACAUAAACAAAUCGAUUUGGUAUUUUUAUUGCAUUCUAUUUUCUAUGGUUGCUGUGUAAAAGUCUUUGAGAAUGGCAGGUAAAAGUCUUUGAGACUAUGAACCCUGAUAUAUCAAAAUUGGUUAAAACAAAAUUCUUUCCAGUAUGACUAUCUGUUUAGCCAUCCAUUACAAAGUUGUGAUGUCAGUUUUUACUUGAUUCCUUUGAUACUUGUCCUCAGACUGUGAUUUGAUGUUGAUGUUUUAUUACCAUUCUGUAUUGCUAUGUGCUGCUUUAGCUAAGUUAAAUUAAGGUUGCAUGGCAUUUUACCUGCUAAAUGGCUUGACUAAAUGUUGCCUAAAAACAUGUGCUUUUAAUCUGUUCCCUAAAAGUUUGGGUUUUUUUUUUAACCAUCUACAUGUUAUUUUGGAACAUAAAUUUUAAAUUAUGGCUAUAGUCUUAAUUCAGAAGGAAAAAAAAUCAUUUAUAUUUAGCUUGCUGUUUAAGAUCUUUGCAAGUAGCACCCAUUACGCACAUGCAUAAUGCAAAAUAAUCUGGGAAUAGAUCGAGGCUGUCUGUGAUAAUGUUCUAUAAAAUAUACUCUUCCCUUUUUCAGUAAUUAUGUUUCCCCCAUAAAGCGGCGUGCGUAAUGCUAAAAUGUUUCUGGCUAAGCUCCUGAAUAAUGCUUUGAAAAAAGAAACUUCUGGGCUGUGUUUAGCCAGACCGAGCAGAGAAACGUCCACUAGACUGGUUUAUGCAUUUCCCAGUAAACCAAAUGGCCAUGUUGGUAACCAAUCAAAUUGUUCGCGAAUGUUAGCUAAACAUUCCCUGGCUGAACUUGGGGCUGGAUUAAUCUUUAGUUUUCAAUUCAAUUUAAUUGUGUGACAUGUAUUUUUUUUAUCAUACUUUAUAUCUUUGUCCGUAGAAUAAACUUCUUUAGAAGCA
This is a messenger RNA of Gigantopelta aegis, 25903 nucleotides long. RefSeq lists its product as uncharacterized. The transcript is spliced from 142 exons. The record is from RefSeq and is a predicted model, not a curated record. Gene Ontology annotation, biological process: lipid transport. Lineage: Eukaryota; Metazoa; Mollusca; Gastropoda; Neomphalida; Peltospiridae. Gene Ontology annotation, molecular function: lipid carrier activity; protein binding; calcium ion binding. The coding region runs from base 1 to 23865 and encodes 7954 amino acids.